AUGAUACCAUCCAUGGUGGUUGACUUGCUGAUGCAAAACAAGAUCAAUUACGUCAAGCUUUUCAGUGCAAGUGACAAUGUCUUGGAAGCCUUUUCAGCGACUGACAUUGGACUGGAAAUCACAAUGCCUAAUCAAUCUACACAGAAGAUGAAAACUCAGGCUGAUGUGGAUGAGUGGGUGGUUCAGAUUAUUGUAAGCCAUCCCAAUGUCCAUUUCACGUAUGUUUGCAUUGGGACGCAGCCAUUAUCGACAAGAUUUUUCAAUCAAACAUAUCCCGAAGCUAUUCAGGUAUUGGACUGGAUGCAACAAGCUCUUAAUUUAAUGAAUAAAAGUGAAAUUAAAGCAACAAUGAGUCAUUUCACUGAUGUCCUCAUCCAUGCAAAGAAACCAUCAGAGGGUGCUUUCAGAAAAGAUUUAGAGCCAAACAUUACUAGGUCAUGCCAGAUUCUGCAGAGCAACAAUGCUCCAAUUGGAGUGGUUAUUUUCCCACUCGUUAAUGUUAAUGAUUUGUUCAACGGUGACACUGAAUUUGCAUUUCUUGAGAACAACUCCACCUCAGUGUUCAAAGAUGGGGACAAAACCUAUUCAAAUGUCGUAGAGGUCAUGUAUGAUAUGUUCGAUGUUGCAUUAGAGAAAGUGGGGUGUCCAAACAUGACAAUCAUUAUAGAUGCAAUUGGAUGGCCAACAGAUGGAAUAAAAGAUGGAAACAUCCCAAAUGCACAGAGAUUUUAUCAGGGCUUGGCUAAAUUUGUAGCUAGUAAGAAAGGAACUCCUCGACGUCCUGGUCCGAUUGAUGUCUAUAUCCAUAAUUUAUCUGAUGAAAAUAAGAUAAACAAGAAUGCCGGGUCUUUCAUGCGACACUGGGGUAUCUACAAAUUUGAUGGACAGCCUAAGUUUAACUUUGAUCUUCAGGGGCUUGGGCGCGAUGUCAAGCUAGUACCAGCUAUAGGCAUUACACAUAUGCCUAAAAGGUGGUGCAUUUUCAAUGACCGAUACACAUCAGAUAUUGGUAAAGUUGCUUAUAAUGUUUUUGAUGAUCAAGUAAAGUACGCAUGUGACACUGCAGAUUGCACGGCAUUGGAUCCUGGAGGUUCAUGCAGCAAUUUGACAUACAUGCAGAGGCUUUCGUAUGCCUUUAAUGUGGGCUUCCAAAAGGCUGCUCAAAGUGUGUACAACAAAUCGUGUUAUUACAACGGAUAUGGUAAGAUAGUCUCAGAAGAUCCUUCAACUCCAUCCUGCACAUUCCCUGUGGAAAUAUUAGCUGCUGAGAUCCCUAAUUUUACUGGAUACGCACGAAGCCUGGCUCAUGCUCUCAAGCCAUCAUCGAUAUCAUUGAUGACUGUUGUCGUGCAGGCGUUGUACAUCUGCUUCACUUUAAUGUGUACAUGCUGA
This is a messenger RNA of Coffea eugenioides, 1392 nucleotides long. RefSeq names its product glucan endo-1,3-beta-glucosidase 8-like. Gene Ontology annotation, biological process: carbohydrate metabolic process. The transcript has 2 exons. Gene Ontology annotation, molecular function: hydrolase activity, hydrolyzing O-glycosyl compounds. Bases 1 to 1392 code for a protein of 463 amino acids. The record is from RefSeq and is a predicted model, not a curated record. Gene Ontology annotation, cellular component: plasma membrane. Lineage: Eukaryota; Viridiplantae; Streptophyta; Magnoliopsida; Gentianales; Rubiaceae.